AUGAAUGAUUGUGAAAGUUCAAAAAAUGAUGAUUCCCCUGAAGAACAUGAAGUGGUUCGUAGUUUUAAAAAACAUUACUUUGAAGACAAAAAUCCAAUGCAUAUCGCUGCUAUUAAAUCGCUAGAAAGCUCCUUAAAAAGUAGUAAUACGAAAACAAAUUUUGAAUAUUUUAUGAAGCUAAAUGAAGCUAAAUCUCAAUUAAAUAACUACAUCAAAAAUCCAAAUGUAAAAAAACAAAUUAUAUUAACUCCACAUUCAAAAAGAAUGACAAUUUAUCCAAUAGUCACAUCAUGUGAUAUUUAUCAUCAUUUUGUAGUAAAGAAAUAUACACACAAUGAAAAUAAUUUCGAUGAUUUAAAGAGUAUCAGCUCAAAAUGUGCUAGCGAAUUUCCCACGACCCUUCAAAACAGUUUGGAUAUGAUUGUGAAAAAUAGCUGUAUGCUUUUUGGUAAUGGAAAAACCCAAAUUUUGACAUAUAGCAGUUCUGAGUGUGUGAAAGCUUUACUAUUAAAUGCAGUCAAAAAUAAAAAAAUAAAAAUAUGUGUUUAUUUUAGCUGCCCUGAAAAUGAUAACAAUAAUAAUUAUUUAGAAAAGGAUAAAAUUUUUGAUAAUAAAUUUAUAAAUGAUUUAAAAAAUGAAAAUAUUGAUGUUAUAAAAAUUAAUAUUCAAGAAAUACAAAAUAUAUUUCAAAUAAUUGAUUUUGUCAUAAUAGGAACUGAAUUAGUUAUAGACAAUGGUGGAAUUAUAACAAAAAAGGGAAUAAAAUUAAUUUCAGAAUUAUGUUUAUUAAAUAAAAAAGAAUUAUUUGUAUUAUGUGAAGCUUACAAAUUUUUAAAAAUUAAAACAAUUCAAAAUUAUGAUGAAGAUUUUUAUUAUUAUUGUACAAAAAAUAUAGCAAACCAAAACAAGUUUUUAUAUGAGUUUGUUCCUCACAAUUUUAUAACACUUUUUUAUACAGAUAUAGGAAUUUUUCCUCCCUCAACAAUAUCUUUUGAAUUAAAUAAAUUAUACAUAAAUGACGUUAACUAA
Molecule: messenger RNA, 1029 nt
Organism: Plasmodium berghei ANKA
Lineage: Eukaryota; Apicomplexa; Aconoidasida; Haemosporida; Plasmodiidae
Product: translation initiation factor eIF-2B subunit alpha, putative
Exons: 4
Coding region: 1-1029 (342 amino acids)
Biological process (GO): translational initiation
Cellular component (GO): eukaryotic translation initiation factor 2B complex
Molecular function (GO): translation initiation factor activity; guanyl-nucleotide exchange factor activity
Source: RefSeq, a predicted model, not a curated record